Molecule: messenger RNA, 1408 nt
Organism: Hibiscus syriacus
Lineage: Eukaryota; Viridiplantae; Streptophyta; Magnoliopsida; Malvales; Malvaceae
Product: transcription factor MYB44-like
Exons: 2
Coding region: 1-1269 (422 amino acids)
Biological process (GO): regulation of DNA-templated transcription
Cellular component (GO): nucleus
Molecular function (GO): DNA-binding transcription factor activity, RNA polymerase II-specific; RNA polymerase II cis-regulatory region sequence-specific DNA binding
Source: RefSeq, a predicted model, not a curated record
AUGGGGGCCCCGCCUUGGAAGUGCAGUUUAGACGUGACACGUGUCCGUUCGCCAGCUGUAUCCCAAGCCCCUUUGCCCAACCGCUUAACUUGUACAGUCGGUGCCCAUAACGCUUCUCCUCACUUCACCGUUUCAACCGAUUCCUGUCCUCUUCUCUCUUAUAUAACCCCCCCUUCACUAACUCGUUUUCCUUUUAAACUUCAGGCCGAAACUAGAAGAAAGAAAGUAGAGAAGAAAGAAAAAAACCCCACCGAAAAUUUAGAUAAUAUAUAUAUCCGGAGAACCAAUUUUCCUUUGCAUGCUUUUGUAUUUGAUAUCAAGGCUGUAAGAAGCAAAUCAAAAAGAAAAGAAAUGGAUCGUAUCAAAGGUCCAUGGAGCCCCGAAGAGGAUGACUUGCUUCAAAAGCUGGUCCAAAAGCAUGGAGCCAGAAACUGGUCGUUGAUCAGCAAAUCAAUUCCGGGUCGAUCCGGUAAAUCCUGCAGGCUCCGCUGGUGCAAUCAGCUGUCACCACAAGUUGAGCACAGGGCGUUCACCCCCGAGGAAGACGAGACAAUCGUCAGGGCUCAUGCCCGAUUCGGCAACAAGUGGGCCACCAUAGCCCGACUCCUCAACGGUCGUACGGACAACGCUAUUAAGAAUCACUGGAACUCGACGCUCAAACGUAAGUGCUCGUCGGUCGGGGAAGAGAGUUUUUUCAAUGCUUUGAACGGAGGGUAUGAUGGUAAUCUGGGAGAAGAUGAGGAGGAGCGGCAACCGUUGAAGAGAUCGGUGAGUGCCGGGCUUUACAUGAGCACCGGGAGCCAAUCGGGAUCCGAUUUGAGCGAUUCGAGCGUACCCGUUUUGUCACCUUCACACGUGUACAAGCCCAUCCCGAGGACCGGUGGAGUCAACGUUGACGUCAACGUUAUGCCAUCUCCCGGAGCAGAAGCGGUGUCGUCUUCUAACGAUCCACAGACUUCACUGAGUCUGUCUUUACCCGGGGCUGAGUCGUGUGAGGUGUCGGUGUCAACCCUCCCAGUCACCGAGUCAACUCAGACGAGGAACGAAGCAAAAAAUGAAGGCAAGGGAGGAGGAGGGGUGAUGGGGUCCGGUGCGGAGUUUAUGGCGGUGAUGCAAGAAAUGAUAAGAGUGGAGGUGAGGAACUACAUGGUUCAGACGCAACAGCAAAACGACGGCGUUUCGGGAGAAGAGGGAAUGAGGACGUGUUUGGAUAUAGGGUUUAGGAAUGGUUUGCCCAUGAGCCGCGUUGGGGUUAAUAGGAUCGACUGAACUUGAGAUGUAAAAGAAAAAAACCGGGCUUUUGUUGUUCUCUCUUAAUAAUUUUGUUCAAUGUACAGAGAAUGCGAAAAAUAUGGGUUUAAAGAAAGAUUUCAGACUCGUUUAAAAAUUAAAACUUUACAUGCCAAAA